Messenger RNA from Pleuronectes platessa (European plaice), 2365 nucleotides. RefSeq names its product organic solute carrier partner 1b (gene oscp1b). Gene Ontology annotation, biological process: transport. The transcript has 10 exons. The record is from RefSeq and is a predicted model, not a curated record. Gene Ontology annotation, cellular component: plasma membrane; cytoplasm. Bases 412 to 1557 code for a protein of 381 amino acids. Lineage: Eukaryota; Metazoa; Chordata; Actinopteri; Pleuronectiformes; Pleuronectidae.
AUUGUACUAUAUUGUAGAUAUUAUAUUGUAUUGCAUUGUAUUACAUUUGAUUGUAUAUAUUAUUUUAUAUUGUUUUGUAUAUAUUAUAUUAUGUUAUAUUAUAUGUAUUACAUUACAGAAACAUAAUUUUAUCUCUUCUAUUAUAUUAUACUACUUUGUAACGUAUUGUAUAAUAGUAUAUCAUUUAAAAUAUAUUAUAUUAUAUUAUAUUAUAAACUGACAGUAAAUUUUACAUCCUUCUGACUCCUCCCUCUUUGUGUACGUCAUUACACACAACGCUCGGAUUGGCUGUUGUCUUCGUGGCCUGGCAACCAGUGGAGGCUUUAAUAAACAGAUCCCAGCAGCAGAUGCUAAUCGAGCUAGCAGCGUCUUUAGCCUCUUCUGUUUUCUGGAGACAUACAAACGUCCAUCAUGUCUUCACGGACACUGCCGCUGCUCUUCAUCAACCUCGGCGGGGAGAUGCUGUACAUCCUGGACCAGCGGCUCCGAGCCCAGAACAUCCCCGCGGACAAGGCUAAGAAAGUUAUGAAUGACAUCAUCACCACCAUGUUCAACAAAAAGUUCCUGGAGGAGCUUUUCAAGCCUCAGGAGCUUUACUCUAAGAAAGCCCUGCGGACUGUGUUUGACAGGCUGGCCCACGCGUCCAUCAUGAGACUCAAUCAAGCCAGCAUGGACAAGCUGUAUGACUUGAUGACCAUGGCCUUCAAGUACCAGGUGCUGCUCUGUCCCAGGCCGAAGGACAUCCUCUUAGUGUCCUUCAACCACAUGGAUGCCAUCAAGGACUUUGUGAAAGACACUCCCAGCAUCCUCGGCCAAGUGGAUGAGACUUAUCAACAGCUCAUAGAGAUGUAUACGCCCAUGUGUAGCGGGGAAUUCCAGCUGAUCAGACAAACUCUUCUGAUCUUCUUCCAAGACAUGCAUAUACGGGUGUCCAUUUUCCUAAAGGACAAAGUACAGAAUUCGAAUGGCCGCUUUGUACUUCCCAUCAGUGGCCCCGUGCCUCAUGGAACACAAGUCCCAGGCUUGAUAAGGAUGUUUAGCUGCACGGGGGAAGAAGUGAACAGGCUGAAGUUCACUAAUGGAGGAAACUACGCUGCUGCUACUCGGGAAGGAUCUUUUGAGAUAUUUGGAGACAGGGUCACCAAACUAGGCACAAACAUGUACAGUGUCAGCCGUCCAGUGGAAACCCACAUGUCAGGAACAUCAAAAAGUUCAGCUCAGAAGACUAAGCAGGUCAAUGCUGCUCCCAACCCUCUGGCCAAGGAGGAGCUGAAUCUGUUGGCAAAAUUAAUGGGACGGUUAGAAGAGCCGAAUCCAGGAAACGCAGACAGCGGUUUCCGAGUCAACCUCUUUGCCACCGAUGAGGAAGAAGAAGAGGCGUUAAUAUCAAGACCCGAUGAGCUUUCAUAUGGCGUCCUUAAAAUCCAAGCAACAAAGGACCUACAGGCCAAUGCUGAGCUGGCCAAGAUCAUGGGAGAGUUCACAGUGUCGGGAGAUCAGUCUCCCAGCGCCAGCAGCAAAGGAGAUGACCUUCUUGCCAUGAUGGACGGUCUGUGACCAGCACCUCCACAGAAAUGCCCAUGGGAUGGAGAAUAAUGCAUCGCUGGCUGUCUGCUCUUCUGUAGACCAGUAUACUGUCCGAACCUGCAACAACACCACAGGAACCUCAUGUACAGCCAGAAAAACCUUCUUGUUUGGGUGGUUUUAAAAUGCAGCUCUGAGGUGUGUCACCCUACUGUCUAUGAUCCACAUCUGAUUUGCAUAGAUAACCCAGAGGAGCAUUCAAAGGGUGCAUACCCCCACCAAGGGCCCUAUCUCGCAAUCUUAAGAAAGGGAUUAAAAACUCCACCCUCCACCCUUUGUCCGGAUCCAAGCUAAAACAUUUCAGCGGCUGAUAAAAACCCACUCUCUCAUAAAAACAGAUUUAGAUCAUGGAUUAUUCUGUUACAGUGUAAAGAGGAAGUUUAUUUACUUCUGCUGUAUUCGCAUGAUGAAAUGAUGAAGGAGGGGGGGACCCAGGUGCUAUGUCUAUCAUGAUUGGAAUUCCCACAAAACUUUAUUUUGAUAAAAAAUAUAUUUAUGUAACAUCAUCCUGUCCUACCUUAAAAUGGUAAGAGAAUCAGCUUGUAAGACAUUUUCCACCACGCCGUGAUGUCUCUGAAUGUUCAGAAAUGGUCUCAUUGAUGGGUACUUGAUUAUAAUAGAGAAAAAUGCAAUAUAAAGAACGGUGUAAUAUGUAAAUAUGUUAAUUGCAUACUUUAUUUAUUUCUAUGUGUAAUUUUCUGUGUAUAGAGGAGUGCAUAUUGCUGCAAUUGUCAAAUUGUUGAAUGUGCAAUGUCGGAUUUUUAAUAAAUUGUUGAAUAAA